AUGUCUCCUUAUCGCAUUGUAUAUGGCAAACCUUGUCAUCUACCAGUGGAACUUGAGCAUAAGGCAUAUUGGGCUAUUAAGAAGUUUAACAUGAGCCUUGAUGAGGCUGGUCUGUAUCGCAAGUUGCAAUUGUCUGAGUUGAAGGAACUGCGUAAUGAAGCUUAUGAGAGUGCUCGGAUUUACAAGGAGAAGACAAAGAUUUUUCAUGAAAAGAUGAUUCAAAGGAAAAAUUUUGAGGUUGGCCGGAAACUUCUUUUGUAUCAUUCUCGGUUACGUCUUUUUCCUGGAAAACUACGAUCAAGAUGGAUUGGCCCAUUUGAAAUUGUUGAAGUGUUUCCACACGGAGCAGUGAGCAUUAAAAAAGAUGAUGGAAAUGUGUUUAAGGUGCAUGAACAACGUCUUAAACCGUACUUGGAGGACCCUUCUAACCACGUCAAGGAGAGCGAGACUCCUAAUGAUUUGAUUAUCUCUGAUGUCUAA
Messenger RNA from Daucus carota subsp. sativus, 480 nucleotides. RefSeq lists its product as uncharacterized. Bases 1 to 480 code for a protein of 159 amino acids. Lineage: Eukaryota; Viridiplantae; Streptophyta; Magnoliopsida; Apiales; Apiaceae. The record is from RefSeq and is a predicted model, not a curated record. The transcript has a single exon.